This is a messenger RNA of Tuber melanosporum (Perigord truffle), 1215 nucleotides long. RefSeq lists its product as uncharacterized. Gene Ontology annotation, cellular component: nucleus. Bases 1 to 1215 code for a protein of 404 amino acids. Gene Ontology annotation, biological process: transcription by RNA polymerase II. The record is from RefSeq and is a predicted model, not a curated record. The transcript has a single exon. Lineage: Eukaryota; Fungi; Ascomycota; Pezizomycetes; Pezizales; Tuberaceae.
AUGGAGAUUCCAGGUGAGCGUUUUGUCCUACCCUUGGGCAAUGAUUCUCAGAACGACCAAACCCUCGCACCCCGGCCUCGUUCAAGUCUCAUCGGAGACAUUGUGGAAAAUAGCCCUGAUAGCAUACCUACAGCUCCAGUUCUUCCUCCAAAUGCAUCUCAAAGCACUGGGUUCCCCGAGCAUAGAAAUCGGGUUCGUGGUCCAUCAAAAUUCAGACAAAGAAUACAGGGGACUCUCCCGAAAAACCAGAUGAAAGACACCCUUACUCCAGAGCGAACGGAGAGGCAAAUUAUAAGUGAUCAAAAUGAGCAACUCAUUGCGAACAUGUCACUAGAUGACAUUGAGAAGGAGCGAAAGGAGUUGAUGGAAAAAUUGCCUGCUGGCCUUAUUGAGCGAUUUCUAAAAAAACCCCAGAUGGGUAACGGGGAAGUUCAUGGCUCCUUCAAGGACUCGAAAGUUGACGGAAACGGAUUGAAUUCUGGGCCGGGCUCCAAUCCAACUUCAGAAGGUCAACAAAGACCAAGUGACCGCCCAAAGCUUACAAAGAAAGUCACUUUCGAGAACGACCCCCCACCAGCGGCUGAUGACGAUAAUCUUCUUCCUUCAGUUAACAUGCACUUCCCAAAACCCACUGCAACAGCCGAGAUUGACGAACUCGACCCCGACUCCCCUGAAUUUCUCGAAAAGCUCCAUACAAAAUACUUUCCCAGCCUUCCUGCCGAUCCCUCAAGACUCGCCUGGAUGGCACCCAUCUCGUCUGAAGAAGACAAAUCAUCCUACCACCCGUCCCAACUUGACCUAUCUGCGUCAUCCCUGCGUUUCGAUUUUAAGGGGAACCUCCUCCCGCCCCGUGUUUCCCGCGAGCUCCCUGGCCACCUGGGACUCCACCAUCAUGCAGCCGCGCCUAACGCUGCCGGAUAUACGGUCCCGGAGCUGGCCCACCUUGCUAGGUCCACGUUUCCUACCCAGAGGUGCAUGGCUAUACAGACAUUGGGGAGGAUACUUUACAGACUUGGGAGGGGUACUGAGCAGGGAGGCUACAGCAUCGAGGAGAUUGUACAGGGGUUGUGGAAGUGUAUAGCAGAAGGAAGGGUUAUAGAGGGACUCGAGGAAGCGGCUGCGGCAACUGGCGGGCAUAUGAGUGUUAAGGCAUAUUCUACGGAUGCCUUGUGGUUGUGGCAGAAGGGUGGUGGGCAUAGAUGGAAAGCUCAUUGA